This is a messenger RNA of Rhodofomes roseus, 647 nucleotides long. Its product is annotated as UPF0057-domain-containing protein. Bases 178 to 351 code for a protein of 57 amino acids. Gene Ontology annotation, cellular component: membrane. The record is from RefSeq and is a predicted model, not a curated record. NCBI's taxonomy places the organism in Eukaryota, Fungi, Basidiomycota, Agaricomycetes, Polyporales, Fomitopsidaceae. The transcript has 5 exons.
GCCGGCGGUAUCGGGCGCCGGCGCCGGCGACGGGUUGCUCGGGUUAGGGCCACGUGGGAGCGCAGCCCGUCCCACGUCAUCGUGCCCGGUGCCUCUGUUAUAACGCGCGGCGCUCACGGUCGCCUUCGAUCCCAGCUCUCUUUUCGCCUCCCUCCCUCACCUCACUCAUCCACCGCCAUGCCUUUCACCGGCUCUGACAUCUGCAAGAUCAUCUUUGCGAUCAUCCUCCCGCCUGUUGGCGUCUUCCUCGAGCGAGGCUUUGGGGCUGACCUUAUCAUCAACAUUGUUCUGACGUGCUUGGGAUACAUCCCGGGCAUCAUCCACGCGCUCUACAUCAUCCUCAAAUACUAGGAGGUGGAAAGCGCUUCAACUUCGCAUGAAUACUCAUGAUCCGUUACGACCACGAACGCUUCUUGUAUUCAUGGACUCUUCACGCUGUUGUAGAUCUACUAGUACUUUGACACGCCGCUUUGCAGUCUAAUGUAGGAUAUACCCCUCACAACGAUUCUACCUAUGAUUGUUGGGAGCUCUUGCCCUGACGGAUGUGGAUACAAUUGACCAAGUUCAUAAGGAAAGAGUGCAUCAGCGAAUAUAGGGUGCUUCUCAGCGCUGAUCACAUACUGUGCCCUUUGGAGCUCAAACCGAAC